AUGCAUAGCUUGUAUUCACGAAGUACGCCAUCUUUAGAAAAACAGAGAACAUUAUACGAUGAUCACUUACAUUUUGAUAAUUAUAUUUGUGAUACUAGAACCAGAAAAUUUAAUCAAAAAUAUCUGGAUCACAAUAAUUACCAUAGAGAUAAUAUAUAUCAUGACUAUAUUGAAGGAUGUACUUAUCAAGAUGAACGCUAUGGUCCAGAUAAUGAAGAUAGGCAGUGGGAUAGUGGAGGAAGAUGGUUUUCGGAAUUAUAUAACGAAAUCAAAAGUAAUAAAAAAAUCCUGCCUGAAAGACCUUUUUCUAGUAUUGACAUUCACCGACCUGAUUAUGGACCAGCAAUUGCAAGACAAUGUAGUUGUGAGUCAGAAGAUUAUGAAUAUAGCGACAGCAGUACACGUAAACGAAAAUUUUUACAACCUCAACAACAUCCAUUCUCGCGUUUAGAAGGAUCAGGAAAAAAAUUACCACCAACUCCAACAAAGUCGAGUAGUAGCAUUAUUGGGCAGAAACCUACAUCACUUCCAUCUACUCCUGCAAGAUAUCUACCACGACCAACAACUUCUUUAAAGGAAUCAUGUUGCAGUAAGUUAAGUUAUAAUGAGGAUUACAAUUACGCGUAUUACAGUCAAGAUAACCUACAACAUGGUAUUAGUGGUAUUAGCAAUGCGAUGCAUAUCAUUAAUGAUAUUCCAAGUUAUCAGCCUAAUACGAAUGAUGUACCACAAAUGCCCCAUAUAAACUAUGAUACACUUUAUUUAGAAUCGAAGGUACAAGAUGCCCAUAAAAUAGUCGAAAAGUUUUCACACAAUGCAGAUUACCAAUCGCCGUAUCAUCAUUUAUUUAAAUCUGGUUUUGAAAAAACAUAUACUAAUCCAAGUGGUAAUUUAAAAGUCAGUGAAUCUUUACCAACUUAUCAACAUGAAGAUACUCAUAAUAUAAUUACGGAUGAUAGCCUGCAGACUCUAUCAUAUGACCAAAACAAUAUCCGACGACCGUUUCAAUCUUUCAUUACGCGGCAAUGUCACAAUGAACAAAAUAAAGAUGAAUAUGUAAAUCAGUGUUUUGAUGGUAAAUGUCCGAAAGAAUAUUUAGAUUCCUCGUGUAAAAAUAAUGAGCAUUUAAUCUAUAGUAAACAAUUUAUAACAGAUAUAUAUAAUCAAUCAGUCAUUCCAGAUAUGUAA
Molecule: messenger RNA, 1188 nt
Organism: Ceratosolen solmsi marchali
Lineage: Eukaryota; Metazoa; Arthropoda; Insecta; Hymenoptera; Agaonidae
Exons: 5
Coding region: 1-1188 (395 amino acids)
Source: RefSeq, a predicted model, not a curated record